Anolis sagrei ordinatus is the source of this 1427-nucleotide messenger RNA. It is a transcript of the gene VAMP5, whose product is annotated as vesicle associated membrane protein 5. NCBI's taxonomy places the organism in Eukaryota, Metazoa, Chordata, Lepidosauria, Squamata, Anolidae. Gene Ontology annotation, biological process: Golgi to plasma membrane protein transport. Gene Ontology annotation, cellular component: plasma membrane. The record is from RefSeq and is a predicted model, not a curated record.
CUACAGACGGCCAUCCAGCCUCUUGGGGGAAAGCCUUCCUUUCCGAGGGAAGCAAGGGGAGGGUCCAAGCAACGAAGGAGGGCGAAGGGGGCGGACUCAGGAGGAGACCGAGGAGGAGGAGGAGGAGGAGGAAGGAGGACGGAGGACCUUCUGUCUCUUCGCCUCCGGAGCAGCCAUGGGAGAAGACCGGCUGGAGGCCUGCCAGAAGGAGGCCGGGGAGGUGACCGAGAUCAUGUUGGAGAACUACACCAAGGUCCUGGACCGGGAGGUCAAGCUCACCGAACUGGAUGAACGAGCCGACGAACUUCGGAACCAGAGUGCUGCCUUCAGCAAGACAGCAAAGACCGUGGCCCAGAAGAAGCGCUGGGAGAACACCAAGUGCAAGCUGAUCCUGGCCGGAGUGGUGGUGGCCGCCCUCCUGGUCAUCAUUCUGGCCAUCGUUCUUGCCUUCCUCCUCCCAGGGUCAGCGGCGGCAGGAGAUGCAGCCGCCUCUUCCUCGGCCGGAGGAAAUUGAAGGACCGGCCCAGUGUCUUCUCUAUCGAUUGCCAUUGGCUCUGGGCCUCUAUUUGGGGACUUUGCAGCUUGUUGGAAACAAGCCAUUCUGAGGAAGAAAGCAUUCACUGGGAGACCCCCUUUUCUGGCUCUGGUCAAACGUCCCCCACAAAACAUCCUUCCUCGGUUAUAGCAAGACCAUACCUUUUUGCUGCUCUAUGCCAAUCCCCACCUUUCCCAAGGGGUACAUUCAGCCCUUGCUUUCCUCUGUUUUUGGAGAGAGUCUGCUCCCUAGAGUUGGAAGAGACCCCAAAAGCCAUCCAAUCCAACCCCUUCCUCGCAAUCAGGGAAGACACAAUCCAAGCACCCCCAACAGGUGGCCAUCCAGCCUCUGCUUGAAAACCUCCAAGAGAAGGAAGCUUCGCCACACUGAAUCCUAGAAAUUGAAGAAAUCCCCCACAAUAAUCCAAUCCAAACCCCUUCUGCCAAACAGGACCCCAAGCAAGCCCUCCUGACAAAUGUCCAUCCAGCCUCUGCUUAGAAACCUCCAAGGAAGAUUAUUAUUAUUACAAGGGAUAUCCAGAAAGUAAGGUUACAAUAUUUUUAAAUACAAAGAAUGAAUAUAUUUUAAUAAAACUUACAUGGAUUGUAGCAGAGGGAUUACAUGAUUUUACCACGUCAUCACUAUUCAGUUCAAUACAUUUCGUCAUCUGUGGGAUGAGUUUUGGAUGCCUGUGUCAUAGACGUUUCCGUCCGCCUUUUUCAGCCAGUUCAUCACUUUGAUUUUCACCUCCUUGUCAUCAGAAAAGUGUUUUUCACCUAGCUGUUCCUUCAAUUUAGUGAACAGAUGAUAGUCACUGGGUGCAAGAUUGGGGCUGUAAGAGGGGUGGCUUAAAACAUCCCAACUAAAUAAAGUUCACAACUCUUGUGUUGCA